Molecule: messenger RNA, 3165 nt
Organism: Drosophila rhopaloa
Lineage: Eukaryota; Metazoa; Arthropoda; Insecta; Diptera; Drosophilidae
Gene: dor
Product: vacuolar protein sorting-associated protein 18 homolog
Exons: 5
Coding region: 97-3081 (994 amino acids)
Biological process (GO): lysosome organization; endosome organization; endosome to lysosome transport
Cellular component (GO): HOPS complex; endosome
Molecular function (GO): protein-macromolecule adaptor activity
Source: RefSeq, a predicted model, not a curated record
UGGUCAUCGAAUCAUAGAUAUUCCAAGUGCCAUCACUUUUGCUGUGGGCGUAUUAUUAUUUUAUUGGGUAUCGGGAAGUAAACAUCGCAAAAAAGUAUGGCCCAGGCAAUGCCCAAUCAGCCCAAGUUCUUGCCCCGCAUCGAGCGUAACGGCACGGGUGCUGCUCACUCCUACGUAGCCACCGCCUCCGGCAAUCCCUUUGAGACGGACGAAGAGGAGAUCUUUAGCAGGCACAAGAUGGUGCUCCGUAUACCCAGCAACUGCACCGGAGACUUGAUGCACCUUGCCGUCUCGCGGAACUGGCUUGUCUGUCUGCUGGGCACAGCGGAGCGGACGACUUUGUGUCGUUUCUUCCUGCCGCGCGCGAUCCCGCCUGGGGAAGCAACACUGGAGAAGUACCUCUCGGGGUCUGGCUACAAGAUAACCCGAAUAUUCCUGGACCCCACCGGCCACCACCUCAUCAUCGCGCUGGUGCCAAAGUCUGCUUCGGCCGGCGUUUCACCGGACUUCCUGUAUAUACACUGCCUUGAGUCUACCCAGGCGCAACAGCUAAAGGUGCGGCGAAUAGAGAAGUUCAAGGACCACGAGAUCACGGCCGUAGCAUUUAAUCCGUACCAUGGCAAUGAGACGACCACGGGCUCCAUUCUGCUCGGCACUAGUCGCGGCCUCAUCUUCGAGACGGAACUAAGUCCCGCCUCCGACGGCCACGUCCAACGCAAGCAGCUCUAUGACCUGGGCUUGGGACGUUCAAAAUACCCCAUUACGGGCCUCAAGUUGCUGCGGGUGCCCAACAGCAGCCGGUACAUAAUCGUGGUCACCAGUCCAGAGUGCAUCUACACAUUCCAGGAGACGCUGAAGACAGAGGAGCGCUCCCUGCAGCCAAUAUUCGCAGGCUACGUGAGCGGUGUGCAGGAGCCGCACUGCGAGGAGCGCAAAACCGACCUAAACUACUCGCAGUUGCGAUUAUUUGCGCCGCCCAACAGCAAGUAUCCAAAGCAGUGGGCUUGGCUUUGUGGAGAGGGCAUCCGUGUGGGCGAGUUCUCAAUCGAAGGCAACAGCUCGGCCACCCUGAUAGGUAGCACGCUGAUCAACCUGGAUUUUGAUAGGGCCAUGCACCUGUCGUACGAGGAGCGGCGUCUAAACAUUCCCAAAGCGUUUGUACUGACGGAGUACCACGCCGUACUGCUGUACGCAGACCACAUACGGGCCAUCUGCCUGCUGAACCAGGAGCAGGUCUACCAUGAAACCUUCGACGAGGCCCGGGUGGGCAAACCGCUGAACAUCGAACGGGACGAACUCAGCGGCGCCAUAUACGUUUACACCGUGAAGAACGUGUUCAUCCUCAGGGUGACACGCGAGGAGCGAAACGUAUGGCGCAUAUAUCUUGAUAAGGGUCAGUACGAGUUGGCCACGGCUCAUGCAGCAGAGGACCCCCAGCACUUGCAGAUCGUGCUCGGCCAGCGGGCGGAUGCCGCCUUCACGGACGGAUCCUACCAAGUGGCAGCUGACUACUACGCGGAGACGGAGAAGUCCUUCGAAGAGGUGUGCUUAAAGUUCAUGGUGCUACCGGACAAGAGACCUAUCAUCAACUACGUUAAGAAACGCCUUAGCCGACUAACCACCAAGCCAGUGGAAAAAGAGGAGAUGGACGAGGAUAAAACGAACGCCAUUAAGGCUCUGGUCAUUUGGCUCAUCGACCUUUACCUCAUCCAGAUCAACAUGCCCGACCACAGUGAGGAGUGGCGCAGGGCGUGGCAGACGGAGUACGACGAAUUCAUGGUGGAGGCACCUGUGCUUAACUGUACGCGGCUAAAUCGCAAGGCCGUGCAGCAGCUGAUCGCCGAGCACGCGGAUCCCCACAACAUGGCACAGUUCGCAAUCGCCAUCGGAGACUAUGAGGAAGUGGUGGGGCAACAGCUGAAGGCCGAGUGCUUUGCCGAAGCACUGCAAACAUUAAACACUCAGCGCAAUCCGGAACUUUUCUACAAGUACGCGCCUGAGCUGAUGGUGAAGCUGCCGAAGCCCACAGUUGACGCCCUAAUUGCCCAAGGCCCCCGACUGGAGGUGGAGAAGUUGGUGUCCACGCUAAUCAUCAUGGAAACUCGAGAGCAGCGGGAGCAAACGCAGCGAUACCUCGAGUUUGCCAUAUACAAGCUUAACACAACGAAUGAUGCAAUCCACAACUUCCUGCUGCACUUGUACGCGGAGCACGAGCCCAAGCUGCUAAUGAAGUACCUUGAAAUCCAGGGCCGUGACGAGAGCCUCGUGCACUACGACAUCCAUUACGCCCUAAAAGUAUGCACCGACCUAAACGUGACUGAGGCCUGCGUGUUCCUAGAGUGCAUGCUUCGCAAAUGGGUCUCCGCAGUGGAUCUGGCACUAAAGUUCGACAUGAAGCUGGCAAAGGAGACUGCCUCAAGGCCGUCGGACAGCAAGAUGCGCCGCAAGCUCUGGCUUCGCAUAGCAUACCACGAUAUAAAGGGAACGAACGAUGUCAAGACGGCGCUGAAUCUGCUCAAGGAGUGUGAUCUUCUGCGCAUCGAGGACCUACUGCCAUUCUUUUCCGACUUUGAGAAGAUUGACAACUUCAAAGAGGCGAUCUGCGAUGCCUUAAGGGAUUACAAUCAUCGCAUUCAGGAGCUGCAGCGCGAAAUGGCCGAGACCCAGGAUCAGUCCGAUCGCGUCGGCGCCGAGUUGCAGCAUCUGCGCCAACACAGCAUUACCAUGAACGCGCAGGACACGUGCGGCAUCUGUGAGAUGAUGCUGUUGGUAAAGCCAUUUUUCGCGUUCAUCUGCGGACACAAGUUCCACAGUGACUGCUUGGAGAAGCAAGUCUUUCCCAUGCUGACCAAGGAGCAGGGUCGGCGCCUCACCACCCUGAAACAGCAACUUGAGGUGCAGGCGCAGCCUAGCGCUUUGGGCAAACAACAGGCAAUCGAGAUGCAACGUAAUCGAGCAGCACUAAAGACCGAGAUCGAGGACAUCCUGGCGGCGGACUGCCUGUUCUGCGGCCUCCUAAUCGAGACUAUCGACCAACCAUUCGUCGACGACUGGGAGCAAGUUAAUGUCGAGUGGGAGUAGUGCCCACACGUUUUCGGACUAUCCAAAUAUUUAUGUACAUAUAGAGUAUUUAUUAAUAAACCUACACAGAUCACAAAGGUUUCG